UUCCUCCACACGUCGCAAUUGGCUGAAGCCGCCGGCUUUUUUUACGUUUGUGUACAUUUGGAGAGUGUUCGUGUGUGUGUGAGAAGGUAACGGAGGAUUGAAAGUAUCUCCCAGACACACAGGCUGCUGAUGCCGCGCAGGGAAUGUAUUCACUGUCAAGAAAGAGACUGUGAUCAACAAGUGACAGGAUAUUUUCGGGAUCUUGGAGCAGUUGCGUAAUUGCGCCCUUCGCUGCACGAUGACAGAAGUGGCCAGUCCCGCUUCAAUCAUGGACUCCGAGAUGAUGUUCCAACCAGAGUCAGAUCAGAUGUCCCCAGUUGAACCCAAGUCUCCACCUCUGGACCUGAUUGACACUGGAAAGGGGCUGAAGGUCCAGACAGCCACGCCUCACCUGGUGAGCCUGGGGAGUGGGAGGCUGAGUAUAGCAAUCACCCUCUUGCCACUGAAAGAAGGGGUGACCCGCAUCGGCAGAGAAGAUGCUCCAGUUCCCCAGGACAUCACCAUCCAGGGGCCUGGCAUCGAGGCAGAGCACUGUCUCAUCAUCAAUGAAGGAGGGGUGGUGACCCUUGACCCCUGUGGUCACCUUUGCAGUCUGGAUGGAGUACAGGUUACUGUGCCCACACCACUCACACAGGGUUAUUCCCUGUGUCUGGGUAAGUCCUAUUUCUUCCGCUUCAAUCACCCUGAGGAGGCAAACAGAAUGAAGAGCAUGCUUCCACAGAAGAGCCCCGUGUCAGCUUUAGCCUACAACACAGACUACCUGAAGUUUAGCAGUGACUAUAGCCAUGCGGUGGUGGGUGGCACCAGCAGUGCCAGGGGCAUGCGAUCAGCCUCUGAGCUCAGGGACUUGAUGGACACCCUGCAGCGUAAGAAGAUUGCCCUGGAGAACAGCCUGAGAGCCAACGGGAAUGCGAACCCCUCCUACUUCAGCGUGACACAGUCUCCCCCCACCACACCUAUCACGAGUCCUGCCACAUCCUCAUCAUCCUACCAGGAACAGGCAAGACGUCUCUAUGGCUCAGAUCGUGCACCCAUGUCUUUAAAAUCUGCUCCCCCUCUUUCCCCUGGACGACGAUCUGACUCUUCUCUGACCUCCCGCAUUUCAAGCAGUCGCAACCAGGACAACUACGGCAUUAGCGAUGGCCGGCGUUUGCACAACCCGGGCUCUUCUUCUUUACUGUCCACAUGGAAUGGCGGCGGCUCCUCUACUUCUGUUGAUGGUAGCAACAGUUUCCUCCUGUCUCUUCCUCCCUCCUCCUCCUCACCCCGCACUCCAUCAACGGGAGGUGCAGCCAGCAUGCCCUCAAGCCCCCGUCUUGGCCGCCGUAGCUACGGCAACCAAGAGCCAUCGCCCAGCAGCAGAACCAGGAAAUACUCAGCGGGCUCGCUAAGUGGUAUGAUGGGAGGAGGGCACAGCCGCUCACUGCCACGCCUCUGCCCCUCCCAGUCCCCCAGUGACAACAACAACGGAGUUCUGACCUUGUCAACGCUCCCCCCACGGCGUUCCGAUGUUGCUGGCAGUUACAAAUUUAGCAAAGAUCAUUACAACAACAGCCAGAAUGCCAGCCCUGACCUCAACCACAACUCUAGUAACUCUAGCCAGCUCUCAUCCAACAAGAAUCAAAUCCAGACCACAAAAGGAGAAAGUGUUGUGUCUAUCUCACUCUCUUCCCCUAAGAGCUCUGCCUCCACCACCCCCUCUAUCUCUUCCACAAACGCCCCACCUGAUGUGACCAUCCCAUCCAGAGCGGGGGGCUCCUCUUCUCCUCGAGUGGCCAAAAAACUCAGCCUGACCUCCACUAGCUCUGUUGGCUCCAUCAGCUCCACCAGUUCCAGCCCCCCAGAGCUGGAGCGGGUGGCCAACCGUGGAGUCUCCCCAGGAGUGGGCCUGACUUUGGGGGAAAGGGAGAGGCGAGGGGUGGGCUUAGAGCUUUCUGGUGGCCUGGGGCUUGGACUUGGAGAGAGGAGGUCUUCAUUUGGGAAGGCGGGGCUGGAACCUGGGAUGGGGCUGGGUGAGAGGAAGCAGUCAUUUGGAAAGGCAGGAGUGACCCCACCUGGAGGUUUCAGGGAAAGAAGGGGGAGCAUCAGCUCACUGAGUGGGAAGGAGGAACUGACCGACUACCACCAACACCAAAAAGAGGAGAGACUCCGUGAGCAGGAGGUGGAGAGACUGGAGCGACAACGGCUGGAGACCAUCUUGUCUCUGUGUUCGGAGCUGGGCCGGGCUGAAAGAGAUGGCGAUAACAAGGCUACAAGUCCCACGUCAGCUGUGGCGGACCUCCAGAAGAUCAACCAGGAGCUCGAGAAGCUUCAAGUGAACGACGACGAUGACGACACACCAUCUGUCUUUUCUGACUCUUCAGCUGUUAAUGGAACGACGGGGAAUGGACACAUGGCCAGAGAUCAUGGAUCAGAGAAUGGCUACUAUGAUGAUGAUCUACAGGUACGACGGAGGCGCAGCAGCGGUCACCGAGACAACAGGGCAGAGUCACCUGCCGUCAGUCUGCGAAGCUUUGCCCCCUCACCUUCUCCACGCGCUCAGAGGACCAAUGAGGCUCUAGAUGAUGCAGCUCAUCGCCGCGGACAUGAAGUGAGGCCCUCAGAGGAGGAGGUGAGGCGUGUGGAAGAGGAAAGGAUCCAGGUGCUGAACAACAUGGAGGAGCUGGAGCAAAAGAUUAAAGAGCUGGACAACCAAAUGGAGGAAUCUGCCCAAGAGGUGGAGCUUGAGCGAGCUCUGGUGGAGGCCGAGCAGGACUCAGAGGUCACUGCUCUCCAGCAGGAGAAAGAGGCUCUGGAAGCACUUCACAACAAGAUGGCUGACCUAGAGACCAAGUCCCAGCAGGAAAAGGAAAAGGCGAGCGCGUUGCUACAGGCAGAAAGGGGCAGAGUAGAGAGGUUGGCUCAGAUUGUGUGUGAGCAGCGCUCUCAGCUGGACAGCUGCCCUGAGGCCACCAAGGAGCCCCUGCAGGAGCAGUUGGCCAGGGACUGUGAGGUGCUCGAUGCAGAGUCGAAGCGAUUUGAGGACCUGGAGUUCCAGCAACUGGAGAAAGAGAGCAGGCAAGACGAGGAGAAGGAGACCCACACGCAACAGCUUCUCCGGGAAAUCGCAGACUUCCAGCGGAGCACUGUCACUCGCAAGGAGCGACUGUUAACUCUGAAGAAACAGGCAGCGCAGAUUACCCAGCAGGCUCAGCGAGAGAAGGAGAGUUUCCUGAAGGAGAGGAGCACCCUCGAAGCAAUGCUGCAAAGGGAGAAGGAAAAUCUCGCUAUGCUGGAAAGAAAAUAUGCAGACUUCACUGGUGGCCGAAGUUUCACUUUAAGGGAGGGCUAUGUCACAGUCAGUGAAAUCAAUGAGCUUUACUCACAGCUUGGGGGGGACCCUAAUCCCGUCCAUGCCCCCACACUGGCCAAUGCCUCCCCUGAGUCCGAGGCAAACUUGUCCCCUGACGACGACAGCCCCAAACCACCGGAGGAUGAGCUCUGUCAUUCUUCCUCACCUGCCGACUGUCACUCCUCUUCUUCCUCUUCCUCCUCUUCCCAUCUGUGUCCCCGCCCCCUCCCCAAAACACCCUCUGUGCACUGGCCAGAGAACAUGGUGUCAUAUCGAGAUCCCUCUCCCCUUCCUGACUCUCCCCCUCCUCCCCUUCCUGUCAAAAAACACCGACACCAACACAGGCAGCAUUUCCGUUUGCUGGAAGAGAGGAAGAGGUCAGAGAGAGAAGGUGGCUCCCAUCUAAGUGACACAUUGCCCAGGAAGAAAACCACACCCAUCAUGACCCCCCAGUUCACGUGUGCAACGCUGGGACGCAGCUUUCCCACCAAGUCCCAUCAUCCCCUGGUACAGAGCACAAGUUGUGGCAGCAUUCUUCCAAGAAUUUUCUCCUUAUCCAACAAGGAAAAUGAAUCUCGACGUCUGCAUAAAGGUCAGCCCGGCUCCCGAGCAGCCUCCCAGACCAAUGUCUACCUCGAUGCAUUUGGGUACCGUGACAACCAGGCCUUUGACACAAUGAGUGUGGAUAGUACUGACUCCAUUGAAACCAGCAUCUCUGCUUGCUCACCUGAUAAUGUCUCCAGUGCCAGUACUUCAAAUAUGGCCAAGCUAGAGGAGAUGGAGCGAAUGCUGAGAGAAGCCCAGGCAGAGAAGAACCGCCUCCUGGAACACAAGGAGCAAGAGAUGGAGGCUCGGAAGCAGGCGCUGGAGGAGGAGAGGAAAAGACGGGAGGAUCUGGAGAAAAGGCUACAGGAAGAGACGAGCAGACGCCAGAAACUCAUUGACCGUGAGGUGAAACUGCGAGAAAAACAGAGGGCACAGUCCCGGCCGCUCACACGGUACCUGCCGGUGCGGAAGGACGAUUUUGACUUGCGGGCUCACAUUGAGUCGGCGGGCCACAGCGCGGACACAUGCUUCCACUUGUCCAUCUCUGAAAAGACCUGUCGUGGGUACUUGAUCAAAAUGGGAGGCAAAAUCAAAACAUGGAAGAAACGCUGGUUUGUCUUUGACCGCAACCGACGCACGCUGUCCUACUAUUCAGACAAGCAUGAAGCCAAGCUGAAAGGAGUCAUCUACUUCCAAGCAAUUGAAGAAGUGUAUUAUGAUCACUUGAAGAAUGCACAUAAGAGCCCAAACCCUUCCCUCACCUUCAGUGUAAAGACUCAUGACAGAAUCUACUACAUGGUUGCUCCCUCUCCUGAGGCCAUGAGGAUCUGGAUGGAUGUGAUCGUCACAGGCGCUGAGGGAUACACCCAGUUCAUGGUGUAGUGAAGGAGCAGGAUAUGCCAGCAUGUUGCGACUCAUUGUGGCUUUAAAGUUUCUAUUACUUUUUUUAUUCUUGGACUUUUCAAGUGUCUGAAUGGAUAUUAUUGUCAUCUAUGCUGAAGAACGAAAGCAGUUUCUGUUGUGUAGAGACGGCAGCCUCGAGUUACUCAAGAUAAUAUGCAAUAUUUUAUCCACCUCAUUUACAAGAUGGUCAGGGUUUACGAUCAUAUGGGCAGAUACAAGAGGAUCGUUUGAACAUUUUUAGGCUAUGGUGCACCACCACCGUGCCUUGGAGUGACUUCAGGUGUACCUCAAGGUUUUGUUUUAGUGUAAGGGACAUAAUUGUUAAAAAUUAUAUUUUAAAUAAGCUUAUUGUCUUCAGAGAAGAGCAGGCUGUUACUCAGCAGCUCUGUUUUUGCCAUAAGAAGCUCUGUAGAAAAGAUUUUUAAUGUGGAUGUAAUGUUGGAAAAAUUGAUGUGGAGUGAACCAGUUAUUAACAUCAACUAGGAAUAUGUAACCGUAGUUAUGAUUAAAGAAAUGACGCAAAAGCCUCCACAAUCUUAAUAUGACACGGAAGAACAAGGUCAAUUGAAUCAUUUUUAGACAAAUCCCCGUGUACAGAAUAAAUAGUGCAUAUUAAUUUAGUAAAAGUAGUUGAGUAAAUGUAUUUUCAUUUUGAACUUUUAUCAUCUUGAUUUAAUUUCAUGUAUCAUUACUGUGGCAUUCUCAGGUCUUAACUGUGUGCAUGGAUGUGCAUGUGUGCAUCAUAUGAUCAUGUGUGAUUUUAAAACACGUGCUAAGAAGUGCCUGUUUUGUGUGCAUACUCUUUUUAACCACAAGCUUCUGAUGUAGCUCCAAGGUGCUAUUCUUACAUGGUGAGUGACACUAAUGAUCCAGGCCACACCAUCACACAAAAGAUUUCAGUUUGGGUGUGAUUAUGCACUCAACAAGGUUAUAAUAAGUCUCCUGUGCUUGGUUUACAGUCAUGUCACCACAGGCUCAGAAAUGAAGCUCUGUUAAAACAGUGUCAGGCUUGUUAUGUUCCAGAAUUAUGAGUUAGUCAAAUGAGCACGAGGAAUAAGGACUGUUGCCAAGGCAUUAUAUUGUGGUAUUUGUACAUUUUGUUUCUAAGUUGUAGUUAGUUUUAAAAUAGUGAGGACAGUUAAAACUCAUUGUUGACACAAAACUCCCAUUUGUGCCUAUUUUUUAAACCAUAUUUUGUGUGACAGUAUUUUGACAUGCAUAUUAUCUAUAUUUGUAAGAGCGACGUGUAUCUAUAUACAAUGCCAAACUGUCUGUGGGGAGAAAACACACCAAUGUGGAAACAUGGUCCAGAGUGGUUUUGUUAGAAAUAGCCUCUGUAGGAUGAAGUCGUGUUUUGAGAUGUCAGGCAGGAAGAAUCUAUGGUACAGGCACUCACUGAAGACGCCUUGAGUCAUGAAAACUGACUGAUUAUUGUGCUGCUUUGGUCCACUAGCUUUCAUCGCAUUGCUUUUAUUACCACUAAUUCAGUGUUUUAAGUUCAAUGGACAAUUCCACAUUGAUCAUUAAAGCUGCUUUUAUACUCUCUAUCAUACUCCAUCGUACUCCAUCGUGAUUCAGUCUACUAAUCAGUGCAUUUAUCACCUUGUCGCUCAGCAUCACUUUUGUUCAUUGACCAAAGUACAUGUUUCUGUGGUAUAAUGUAUAUGUGCUUUUUUGCUUUGGCUUUUCUUUGUUCAGUACAAUGAGAUCAAAAUGGCGUCUGUUUUUUCAUGACAAGCACAUGGUUGUUUUCCAACUAAAAGAGGCUGUUUCAGUGGAAGCUGUCAUGAGCUUAAAUUUUCCUGUGUUUUUAUAAAUAUUUUUUUAUGUUGAUCCUACUGUAUUUAUGCCUUUACCAAUGCAUGUAUCUUAAUUUUGUAUUUCCAUAUGAAUAAUAAAAAAAUAUAUAUUUUACCUA
Messenger RNA from Epinephelus lanceolatus (giant grouper), 6698 nucleotides. Lineage: Eukaryota; Metazoa; Chordata; Actinopteri; Perciformes; Serranidae. The record is from RefSeq and is a predicted model, not a curated record.